Messenger RNA from Epinephelus moara (kelp grouper), 5774 nucleotides. RefSeq names its product MBT domain-containing protein 1-like. NCBI's taxonomy places the organism in Eukaryota, Metazoa, Chordata, Actinopteri, Perciformes, Serranidae. Gene Ontology annotation, cellular component: nucleus. Gene Ontology annotation, molecular function: zinc ion binding. The transcript has 18 exons. Gene Ontology annotation, biological process: regulation of DNA-templated transcription. The coding region runs from base 108 to 2288 and encodes 726 amino acids. The record is from RefSeq and is a predicted model, not a curated record.
GCCUUAGAAGUAUGAUAAUUUUGUUGAUAUGUCUGCCUCUGGUUUUUCAUGAUUAUUUCUGCGGGUUUUAGUGUUUAAGUGAGAGUGUCCCCCCGCGGUCGGGUCUGAUGGAAAACCCCAGAGACCUGGUGGAGCGUCUGUCCAGGAAGCGCCACGACUCCUUUGGGAUGCUGGACGGUUUGGAGGAGGACCGGAGCAGCUGCAGCACGGAGUCCAGCGGGGGGAGCGCAGCUUCUAGCCCUGAGGACAGUGACGAGGAGGAGCUGGGUGGAGGAGGGGGAGAAGGAGGGGUGACUCAACUCACUGCGUCCUCUUCCUCCUCCUCCUUGACUCUCAUCAAGACCAACGGACAGGUGUACACCUACCCUGACGGAAAGGCAGGCAUGGCCACCUGUGAGAUGUGUGGUAUGGUGGGCGUCAGAGAUGCUUUCUACAGUAAAACCAAACGUUUCUGCAGCGUGUCCUGCUCCAGAAGUUACUCCUCCAACUCCAAGAAGGCCAGCAUUCUCGCCAGACUGCAGGGGAAGCCUCCCACGAAGAAGGCCAAGGUUCUGCAGAAACAGCCUCUUAUGACCAAACUAGCUGCCUACGCUCAGCACCAAGCCAACCAGCAGAGUGGUGUCAAGAAGAGCGUAACUGUGGAGGUGUUUGACUGGGGUCGUUACCUAGGAGAUGGAGACGUGACGGGAGCACCGGUCAGCUGCUUCAAACAUGUCCCAAUGGGGAAGUCGUGGGGCGACAUCAGUGAAGGCGUCCGGGUCGAAGUCCCAAACACUGACAGCGGUUUGCCCAUGAAGGUUUACUGGAUCGCUGGCAUCAUCAAACUGGCUGGUUUUAAGGCCCUGAUGAGGUACGAGGGUUUCGACGGCGACUCCACCAGGGAUUUCUGGUUGAACUUGUGUGUGCCUGACAUUCACCCAGUCGGCUGGUGUGCUGCUGGAGGAAAACCUCUGGUCCCCCCUAAGAGCAUUCUGCACAGGUUCACUAACUGGAAGACGUUUCUCAUCAAAAGACUGACGGGAUCCAAAACGCUGCCCCCAGACUUCCCCUCCAAGGUCCAGGAGAGUAUGCAGGUUCCCUUUAAGAAGCAGAUGAGGGUGGAGGUGGUGGAUAAAACUCACCUGUGUCGGACUCGGGUGGCUCUGGUUGAACAGGUGAUCGGCGGUCGUCUUCGUCUGGUAUAUGAGGAGUGUGAUGACGGUUCGGACGACUUCUGGUGUCACAUGUACAGUCCUCUGAUCCACAGCAUCGGCUGGUCUCGAUCCAUAGGACACCGUUUCAAACGAUCCGAUGUGUCGAAGAAGCUCAGCAUUCAGAUGGAUGCUCCUGGACAGCUGUUUGCCAAGGUAAAGGAGGUGGAUCAGAGUGGUGCCUGGUUUGAAGAUGGGAUGAAGCUGGAAGCAAUCGACCCUCUGAAUCUGUCUGCCAUCUGCGUGGCCACAGUCAGGAAGGUCCUCGCAGACGGGUAUCUGAUGAUCGGUAUUGACGGUUCAGAGGCGGCUGAUGGUUCAGACUGGUUCUGUUAUCACUCCACCUCUCCCUCCAUCUUUCCCGCUGGUUUCUGUGAGAUCAACAACAUUGAGCUGACGCCCCCCAGAGGUUACACCAAUCUUCCCUUCAGAUGGUUCGAGUAUCUGAAGGAGACCAAGUCUGUUGCAGCUCCAGUUGGCCUCUUCAACAAGGACGUCCCUAAUCACGGUUUCCGGCCCGGCAUGAAGCUGGAGGCUGUGGACCUCAUGGAGCCAAGGCUGGUCUGCGUUGCCACUGUGACUCGCAUUGUCCACCGGUUGCUACGUAUACACUUUGAUGGCUGGGAGGACGAGUACGAUCAGUGGGUGGACUGUGAGUCACCUGACCUGUACCCAGUUGGCUGGUGUCAGCUGACCGGGUACCAGUUGCAGCCUCCUGCUGUUAAUGCAGGCUCCAGAGAACUACAGUCAGCAGCUUCCAAACAGAGGAAGAAGUCUCAGCAGUACAAAGGACAAAAGAAAAAGAGGAAGCUGCCUAUUGCUAAGCGACCUGUCAGUCUCUCCGGCGGCAUGGUAACGGGCAUCCCCAGGAGCCUAUCAGGAGACGAGAAUGAGACGCCACCCAAUUACCCAUCACCCCCUACGCCUGCCUCAGCGGCCCAGCCCCCCUCUGCCGACCCAGAGAGCAGCCCGAACACUGAGGGGGGGGCAGGUUCACAGAUUAAAGAAGAGAACAUAGAAGGAACUGAAUUAUCUUCUGAAAGGACUGAAACAGAAACAAACGGAUCUUCUGGAGAAUUCACCAACCAGGACCAGUAGGCCUAAUCCAUCUCUCUCUGCCUCUAUCUCUCCCUCCAUCUGUCUCUAUAUUUAUGAGUUUCAAAACUCAUCAAACUCAUCUACUGUGAUUAAAUCAGAUUUUUUUUAAAUCUGUUUGGACAAACUUUAGACAUGCUACAUGUUGUUAGCUAAAUGAUGCACUUCACUUACAGUAAGUCAGCUUGGCUCACUUCUCCAAGCCCUCUCCUUUUUUGUUGUUACAGUACUGGCGUUGAGUCGUAGAGCUCCUGUUGCCCAAAGGCGGCAACAGACGGUUUCACAGCUCAGCAUCACGCAGUUUUUUUGCUUAAGUUGAAACAUUUCAACGUCUUUCCUUUGCAUUUGGUCUGAACGCACCUUUUGACUCCUCACUGAGAAAUGAGGGCGAAGAAAACCAGAAUACAAAAACAAAUACAGGUUAAAACAAAGGAGGACAGGCACGUCCAAGACAGUAGCAUUACUCACAUUUUGUUCCUCUUAGAAAAAAAAAACAGUCAACAUGGGGGAAAAAAAGACAACACGAUAAGAAAACUUUUGUAUUAUGAUUUUUCAACAGGAACAUCUUUGUUGUUUGUAGGUGUUCAUGUGGUGUGUUCGAGGGUCAGAACUCGACGUUAAUAUUAAUACAAGAUGCUGUGUAAUGUCAUGUUGAGAUUAGCAGUCAUUUAAAAACUUUGUGCGUGUGUGUGUGUGUGUGUGUGUGUGUGUUAACGUGUGUGUGAGUGCUGUGGUUUAGAUUCUGGAUUGACGAGUUGUCAGGACGCCACAAGACAAGAAACCAGCCAACAAGAGCCACGGCAGUUACUGGUUUUGUUUUUUUGAACCAAUGCUGAAAGUCUGUGACAAAGUCGUGUUGAGGAGGCCACAUAAUCUUGUAGCUGCAUAGCUGCAGUAUGUUGUAUAUUGUUGUGUGUGCAGUAUCAGUUUGGAGGAAAGUUUAAAAGCAGUCAAAAGUGAGUGUAGUUUGGCUUAAGGUGUUUUACCAAAAUUCUUUUUUACAUAGACAUCCUCCAUGUCAGGAGAGAUACACUUUGUUCCAAACACCAGUUCAGUCAUAGCUACAGGGCUCUGUCACAGUAGUUGCAAUAAAUGCACGGUCAAAUGAUUGCAAUAAGAGAUUAACAUCGGUCGAGUACUUCAAACUUUUCAAUACUGGGGCCAAUUCAAUAUUUGAGUUUCAGGACCAAUGCCUUAUUAAAUAAUACAAUUUUUUGCCUUUUUUCACCACAUUUUCAGAAAAUUUUAGCUCUUCAUUUUCUGCUCGUAUUGCUUAUAAUGGCAAUACCACAUGUGAAAGAAAUGACCAAUCAGAGCCAGAGUCUCUAAUGCAGCUGUCAGUGAUGACAGUCACUGCUUGUGAACUAUGGUCAAACUAGGUAGCGCUGAUCAAAUAUGAAUGAAAUUUUUUUUAUUGCAUUGCCUAUUUCUGGCCUUAAACAUAUUUAGAAACUUGGGGCGUCGGUCGCUUAGUGGAUAGAGCAGGCGCCCCAUGUACAAGGCUGUUGCCGCAGCAGCCUGGGUUCGACUCCAGCCUGUGGCCCUUUGCUGCAUGUCAUUCCCUCUCUCUCCCCCUUUCACACUCAGCUUUCCUAUUGAUUAAAGGCAAAAAUGCCCCAAAAAAUAUCUUUAAAAAAUAGAUAGUUAGAAACUUAUUUUAGUGUACUGUUUAACUUUAAAAGAAGAAAGUUUAUAACCCAGCUCAGAAACAGUCAAGCUGAAAGCUUAGCACCGCCCACAAGCUGGAGCACUGAUGUGCACCAUAAAUUCACAAAUUGUUCAAGAGAUGUUUUGACUCCCAACUGUGUGAAAACCAUGUCUCUGUUCUGGUAGCAGUUUAUACUCUGACAGAAAAGUGAAAUAAAACUGGAUGUUAGCAACACAACUAAUAAGUUACUUUAGCCUCCUGUUUUUGACUCUCCGGCUCUCAGUUCCCUCAAAGGUCAAAACUAUAGUAAGACAGCUUGUAAUUAGUUAAAGGCACAAAGUUGUUUGUCUAUAUAAAUAAGUAGACCUACGCCUAGUAUUGAAAAUAUCCCCUUGGUAUCAGUCAGAAACUCAGGUAUUGUCUGGUAUUGAAAAUUUUGCAGCAUAAUAUUUGACAUUUUUUGAUACUCAAACGAGAUUUUUAGUUUAAGUUUUUUUAGCUGCUGCAGUGGGAGGUUAGAAAGUCAGACUCCUGAUUUUAAGGCUCAUGUUUAAACUCCCCAUUUUUAUUUUUUUUUAAAUAUCUAAUUAAAAGUUGUACUGGGAUGUAUUCAGUAGUCACCAGCGUGUUUAUACUGGGCAGCUCAGUGGUUACAUGUGUGGAACUAUAUGAAUGUGAAGCAGGGUGUUGAUGAGGAAAUGAUAUGUACAGAGUCAGACUGUGGACAAGUAAAACACUUCAUGGACUUGUUCAGCAAACUGAUAGCAGUUUAGCAGCUAAGAGUAAUUAUGUACGUCUUCUAUUGCUAACUAUUGAUACCUCACAAAAAGUUUAUUAAAUAAUGAUUUAAAGAAUCUUCAGAAUUUAAAAGUUGGAAUACAAAAUAGUGUAUUAGAGAAUAUUUAAAAAAAAAAAAAAAGUUGUGAUGAAGAUGAUCACAUUCUAAAAACAGAUGGUAAACAGAAUAAGUGUGUAAUAAAUUCAUAAAAUUAAUUGAGCUAGACAUUCAUAGAGAAGAGAAUAAAUACGUUUCAAAUUUAACACUAACAACAAUAUUAUUAUACAAAAAUAUUUUUAUUUAAGUCAUGUAUCACCACAGGUUAAUAUUAUUUCAUGUUUGUGACUUCUGUUUAACAUUGUUACUUUUGCCGAAGUUAGCUUGUUAAUACCCAUUUAAAACAAAUAUUAGAUAUACAUGCUCAUGGUUAGCAUUAGGCAUUAAGCUGGAAAAGGUUCAGUCAUGUUCAGACCCAAACAGAAUCUGACGAUUAAAAAAAAAAAAAAAUGUUAUGCUGUAUUGUUUUGCUUGUAGUGUGCUGGACAAGUGACUCUCACCCUUUUACAUGUUAAGGACCCCAAACCUGAUACACGUUAGGCAAUUCUGUAGUUAUGAACUAUAUGAGAUAACCGUGGUGGAAGUGAAACCUAUGAUCAGAAAAGUGACUCUCUCUGUCCUACUCACAUUGGUCUCACUUCUGUGGUGAAUUGAACUGUAAAAUUAACUAUUCUCUAUUUUUGGGGGGACCCCCUGAAACUCCCCCAAGAACCCCCGGGGGUCCUCAGACUGGGUGAGAACCACUGUGCUCGACUACAUUCAUUUAAAAAACUUUUAAAAAAUCUGUGGAGAUGUCGUCAGAUUCAGCAGACACAGAAUCCGUCUGGGCCUGGUCAUGUUACGCUUCUGUCCUGCAUAGGGUCCAUCACCCAUUUGGUUAAAGAGCAUACAGACAAGAAUACGUUCCUUGUUUUGGUGCUAUCUUUUCCCCAACUCUGGCAAAGUUUUUUAUCCACAUUUAAACUAUCACAUGACGUCCUGUUUGGGGGGGGGGGUUGANUUGGGG